This is a messenger RNA of Bicyclus anynana (squinting bush brown), 1716 nucleotides long. It is a transcript of the gene rept, whose product is annotated as ruvB-like 2. Gene Ontology annotation, biological process: chromatin remodeling; regulation of transcription by RNA polymerase II; box C/D snoRNP assembly. The record is from RefSeq and is a predicted model, not a curated record. The transcript has 12 exons. Gene Ontology annotation, molecular function: ATP hydrolysis activity; DNA helicase activity; ATP binding. The coding region runs from base 151 to 1551 and encodes 466 amino acids. Lineage: Eukaryota; Metazoa; Arthropoda; Insecta; Lepidoptera; Nymphalidae. Gene Ontology annotation, cellular component: R2TP complex; Ino80 complex; Swr1 complex.
UCGUCAUUUUCAUUUGUGAUUUGUCGUCUGUGUUCUGUCUGUGAAUUGUGAUAAUUUUCGAGCGGCGUUUUUAUCUUUCGAUGCGCAGCAAUAAUAAACAAUUAAUCUCGUAUAUUUCUACUUUAAUCGUAUCAAACUAAAUUGCAAAAAAUGGCCUCAUUAGCAGCCGCUCAAGUGCAGGAAGUGCGAUCUAUUACACGAAUAGAGAGAAUUGGUGCCCAUUCUCACAUUCGCGGGCUGGGACUCGACGAUGCCUUGGAGCCAAGAGCAGUGUCCCAGGGUAUGGUGGGGCAGAAGAUGGCUAGAAAAGCCGCUGGGGUGGUUCUGCAGAUGAUCAGAGAAGGUAAAAUAGCAGGCCGAGCCGUACUCUUAGCUGGCCAGCCCGGCACAGGGAAGACAGCCAUUGCCAUGGGGCUGGCGCAGGCUUUGGGACCUGACACACCUUUCACUAGCAUGGCAGGUUCAGAGAUAUAUUCACUGGAGAUGAGCAAGACUGAAGCCCUGACGCAAGCUAUCAGGAAGUCUAUCGGUAUCAGAAUUAAAGAAGAGUCAGAAAUAAUAGAAGGGGAAGUGGUGGAGGUGAUAGUGGAGCGAGCGGCCGGGGGAGGAGGGGCAAGAACGGGUCGGCUCACGCUUAAGACUACUGACAUGGAAACUAACUAUGAUAUGGGCACUAAGAUGAUCGACUCACUGCUUAAAGAGAAGGUGCAAGCGGGUGACGUCAUCACAAUAGACAAGGCCACGGGCAAGAUCAACAAGCUAGGGAGAAGCUUCGCGCGCGCCAGGGACUAUGACGCGACUGGACAGCAGGCGCGCUUCGUGCAGUGCCCCGAGGGUGAGCUGCAGAAACGCAAGGAGGUGGUGCAUACGGUGACGCUGCAUGAGGUGGACGUGAUAAACUCGCGCACGCACGGCUUCCUCGCGCUGUUCUCCGGCGACACGGGCGAGAUCAAGAGCGAGGUGCGCGAGCAGAUCAGCGGCAAGCUGCAGGAGUGGCGCGAGGAGGGCAAGGCGGAGAUGAUCCCCGGCGUGCUGUUCAUUGAUGAGGCUCACAUGCUGGACAUCGAGUGUUUUUCGUUCCUAAACCGCGCGCUGGAGUCGGAGACGGCGCCCGUGGUGAUGAUGGCCACCAACCGCGGCAUCACGCGCAUCCGCGGCACCGACUACCGCAGCCCGCACGGCAUCCCGCUCGACCUGCUGGACCGCAUGAUCAUCGUUCCCACGGCGCCCUACACGCACCAAGAGCUGCGCGAGAUACUGAACAUCAGGUGUGAAGAGGAAGACUGUCAAAUGUCCGCCGACGCGCUCACCGUACUGACCCGCGUGGCGACGGAGACGUCGUUGCGGUACGCCAUACAGCUCAUCACCACCGCGUCGCUGGUCGCCAAGCGGAGAAAGGCGGCGGAGGUGAGCAUGGAAGACGUGAAGAAGGUGUACUCCCUGUUCCUCGACGAGCAUCGCUCGGAGCAGUUCCUCAAGGAGUACCAGGACGAGUUCAUGUUUAACGACGCCGCGGGAGAUGCACCACAAUUGAUGGAGGUUACACAGUGAGAUGUAGAACUUUAAAAGUUAAAAUAUCAAAGUGACGAUUAUUCCAUAAAAACUUUAUUUCGUGACUUAAACGAACUUUUUGUGUUGACAUCAGAAGGUGAUUUUAUGUUAAGCCUUAAUUAAGCUAUUUUUUUGUAACAAAUAUAAUUAAGUGUUAAUUAAGUA